UCUAGUUUGAGAAACAGACUCACAAGUCCUCAACUGGCAGCUUCAUUAAAUAGUACCCUCAAAACACCAGUCUCAACGUCAACAGUGAAGAGGAGACUCGGGGAUUCUGGCCUUCAAGUCACUUUUACUUUAUAUUUUUUACUUAUGUGUUUUUUUCUACCUAACACUUGUUUUUCUUAGAACUUUUUAAAGCAUUGUUGGUUAAGGGCUUUUAAGUAAGCAUUUCACUCUAAGGUUGUAUUCGGCGCAUGUGACAAAUACAAUUGGAUUUGUGUGUGUUCCUCAGUCCCGGGUGCGGCCCCUCGGCAGGUGGAGGUCCAGCCCUUCAACUCCACGGCCCUCAGGGUCACCUGGCGAUCUGUGUUGGCAAGGCAACGCCAAGGCCAGAUCCGUGGUUACCAGGUGCACUAUGCUCACGUGGAGAGCGGCUCAUCACGCACCCUUCCCCGGAUCAAAGACCUGCUAUUGGACGACAGCCAGUUUGUGGAGGAUGACUUUACUGAAUACGAGAUGAUUGUGGGGGGUCUUAAGCCAGAGACCUCUUACUCUGUGUCUGUGGCUGCUUACACCACUAAAGGGGACGGAACACACAGUAAAGCCAGGGUGGUGCAGACACUGGGGAUUGUGCCUGGUGCCCCCUCCCUGUCAGUGCGUCCGGGAUCUGAGUCCUCCGUGGUGGUGAGAUGGGGGCCCCCUUCAAGGGGGUCAGACUCAGGUUCAGGUGCCAAAGGGUCUGAAAUUCAGAUCCAGGGUUACCGGCUACAGUUUGGGCUGAAGAAUGCCACUCCGGACACUAUAGUGGAGUUUUCGUCCAGGGAGCGAAUGUACACGCUCACAGACGUAAUUCCAGGUUUGACCUAUGUCGUUACUCUUUCUGCCAAAAGCCGGUCGGGGUAUGGAGAUGAGUCGUGGGAGGAACUCGAGAUGCCCGAGUACCCACCCAGGGGGUACCCCCAAAUCUUGGAAUCCAUUAAUGCCACCUGCUGUUCACUCCAGUUCUCCUGGCUACCCCCUGUGCCAAGCGAGCGAAACGGCGUGAUCACUGAAUACACAGUAGCUUACCGGGAAGAGGGGGGUCUUGACCCUAUGGGCAUUGACCCUCUCGGUCCUCCUCGCCAGAUCACGCUCCCAGCCAGUGAGUCCAGCUACACCAUCCUGGGCCUGAAUCACAGCACUGGGUACGAGGUGCAGAUGUGUGCUCACACCAGCGUAGGUCCCGGCCCCUUCAGUCCCCCGCUGCUGUAUCGCACAAUGACUUUCGAGACAGGUAGGGCUGGCCUGGGGCCUGUGCACAGGGCUCAGGAGAAACCCCCUUAUUCACUCUAAGCACUGGUCUAGAGUCAUAGUUGUCUGCCUUAAUCUGAACCUUGAAUAUCAUAGUCCAAAAUGCAAAGCUGACUCUGGGCCAGUUCUAAGGAGUGACUUUCAUCCACAGAGUGGUUGAAAACUACAAAGUCCACUGGAAAAUCCCAGUCUCCUCCAACCACCCACACCCACCACCUCCUCCCUCACCUACCCCUCACCUCCAAGGAAAAUGGACUGAAUGCCACAGGAAUGAAUGUAUGGAGAACACUCUCACACACCCACAGGUAAAAGUCAGCAGAAAAGCCGGGUUGGUUGUGAACUGUGAGGUAAGUGUUGAGUCUUGGCUCAUUGGCUGAACGAGGCUUUAGUUUAGACACAUGGUUGGUAUCUAAAGGUAAGCUUUUACAUCAGUCAAUCCCUCACCUCCUUUUGGAUUGACUGAACCUAUUCCAACCUUUGUUGACAUGUCGUUGGUGUGUUUUUUAACCCUAACACUCCCAGCAGGCACUAAACCACUAAACACACACAUUCUUCAGUUCUGUUUCUCACCCUCCACUCCUCAUUCUGAUCAAUCAAUCCACCUCUUCACCUCCUCCUCCUCCAAACCUUCAUCUAUCGUUCCCACUAACUUGAAUUCAGAUCAGUCUAAAGACAUGCUUCUACCCCGUCACUCACACAGACACCCACUCACAGGUCUACAGGGUGGAAACGGAGGAGUGGAGAGGUUGAUUGGCACAGGGCAGUCUAGAUUGACCCUGCCUUGACUGUGUCUAUAUGUAUCUUACAGGAGAAUGAUGUACGUCUAACCUCCCCUCAUUCCCUUCACAGCGACCCCAUAACCCUUUGAGAAUAUAGUUAUUUCGAAGUUACAUAUUCUGUGUGUUCUGUUCCGGGAAAUCUACCAGAGCGAGUUAGGCUAGAAUGAGAUAAAGUAGGAUUAGGCAGAUGAUGUCAUAGUAAAGAGGAAGUACAGUGCACACAGGAGCCAACGGUUCUUAUCUCUUCUAUUCUUCAAUUCUAUUCACUCUUAGUUGGUACCCAGUGCCCAUAUACAUACUUCCUAAAGAAUGUUGAGAUGUAUGACAUCACUGUCGUGUCCUUCUUCAUCUUAUUUUAGGAAUUGGGAUCCUUUGUUAUAGAACCUACUAGAAUGGGUUGGUAGCCUCUCCACAAAGGGUUGUGGACCGUUGAGACAUGUGAAUAGGGCGGACUACACCUCAACUGAUCAUUUGUCUGUUCUCCAUCUUCC
Molecule: messenger RNA, 2554 nt
Organism: Oncorhynchus mykiss (rainbow trout)
Lineage: Eukaryota; Metazoa; Chordata; Actinopteri; Salmoniformes; Salmonidae
Source: RefSeq, a predicted model, not a curated record